AUGGUGGUGGUAGUGGCACUAGUGGCAGUGAACCCUGAAAGGGGGGUUUAGAGGCAUCAGUGCCAUUGAUCAGCUGGUGGUGACGGCCGGCGGACCCUCGCACCUGUCUCCAUCAUGGAAUAAUACAAUGUUAUGUUACGGAGGCCGGAGUUCUUGCCUAACUAACAAGCCUUCAAGAUGAUGAGUGGGGAGUCAUAUGGCCGCUUUGGACUGGAAGAUGACGAUGACGAUGAGCAUGACGGCCCAGGACGCCACAUGUCUCCCCCAGAAGACCCCUGGAACCUGAUCUAUUUUGCCUUGGUAUUAGCUGGUGUUGGCUUCCUUCUGCCAUACAACAGUUUCACCAUUGCUGUUGAUUAUUUUAAAGAACGUUAUCCUGGGACAACAAUUGUGUUUGAUAUUUCAAUCGUGUACAUCUUUGUUGCGUUUGGUGCUGUACUUGUCAACAACUUGCUGGUGGAACUGGUGCCUCUCAACGUAAGAAUUAUAUUUGGCUAUGUUGUGUCUCUGUUGAUGCUGAUCUUUGUUAGCUUUUUUGAAAUCUGGUGGCCUGAUACCUUCAUGGCCAGUAUCUCGUACAAAAUUACACUGUUUUCAGUUUCUGUGGUGGCCUUUGGUUGUACAGGUACGGCGGGACUGAUCAUUUCUGGGAAUCGUAUAGUGACAAAAUUGCUGUUGGAUGACCAGCGGACCAACACCAUGAUCUUCUUUGUCAUCUCCAUUGCCUUUGUCUUCCUCUGCCUCAUCACACAUAUUGCUGUUCAGAAGACAACAUUUAUUCAGUUCUAUCUCAAUUUAUGUCGAACCAGUGAAGACACUGAUGAUCUCAAGAGAAUUACCCUGGAGCCAUCAGAGGAUGCCAUACUUGUUGAUGUAGCUGGUGGAUUUGGUGUAGGCAGUGUGAACAGCUCCUAUGGUGGGACAGUGACACCCUCAGACUCAACUGCCACUUUCCAGUCUACAGCCACUCUCCCCAUCUCUGCAUCCGUAGAUCCUGUCGACUCGUCAGCUCCGAGUUAUAGAGUUGAACAUGUAAUUAUGGGGAGAGUGAGAGGAGGCUACUCAUCAACAUAUACCAGGUCUAUCAGACUUUGGUCAGCAAUUAAAAGAGGCGUAAUAGCUCGUUGGCAGGUUAGUCGCAAUGUAUGGCAAUACAUGCUGUCCAUUGCCCUUGCGUAUUUUGUGACCCUGUGCUUGUAUCCGGGCAUAGAAACAGAGGUGGUGUCUUGCCGUCUGCACACCUGGAUGCCCGUCAUCAUGAUGGCAACGUUUAACCUUUUUGACUUCAUUGGCAAGAUUCUUGCAUCAAUACCAUAUGACUGGACACGCAGACAACUGGUAAGCGGUUCUUUAGUUCGUAUAAUGUUGGUGCCAUUUAUGAUGAUGUGUGCUGGACCUCGGCUGUCACCUAUCAUCCCUGGUGAAGUCACUCCACUUAUUCUCUCUGCUGUACUGGGGCUCUCCAAUGGUGUCCUGGGCUCUGUUCCUAUGAUCCUUGCUCCAACCAAAGUACAGGAUGAACAUCGAGAACUUACCGGUAAUAUCAUGACACUUUCAUACUACAUAGGACUGACACUUGGUGCUAGUAUUGCCUAUGGCUUGGAUGAUAUUUUGGGUCAGCCACUACUUAAUCCUUGUGGAGGCAAAGAUCUAGGCUCUAGCUUAAACAAAAUAAUUUUAAAAUCAACAGCUGUCGCAGAAUUAACAUCCACGCCACAAAUUCCAUUCCAAAGUGUGUACAACAUCUCAAGAGAGGGAGUGAAGAAUUUCUUCUGAAGUAUUGUAGUCAAUGUCUGUGUUGAGAAUAGCACAGCACUACUCAUAGUAACUGCCAAAUUAUUGAAUAUAAAUCUUUGUAGGGUAACUGAUUCACUGUCAAGGGUUGGUAAGGGAAUAAAUUUUUAAUACAAAGAGUACUGUCAGAAUUAAGUUGCCAACUAAAUAUAAGAUAUAAUUGUUUAUCACACAAAAAUAUCAAAUGUUGCAGUUGCUGCUUCUGAAUCAUUAUUGUGUAGGUAGUUAGUAGCUGAAACAUAUGUGAAGGUUCUUCAUCUGGUGAAGGCCAAGGAAACUAAUUAUAUUAUAUAAAGUACAUAAACUGAAACACAUUUGACUUGGAUAUAUUAAAAAAAUUAAUUGGUAUUUAGUAGAUUGGUAAGUGCAGUAAAAGUCCUGUUAUCAAACUAUAGUUGAACUUUGUUAAUCUGUAGUUCAAUACAGUGAACCAGUAAUAUAUAUAUAUAUAUAUAUAUAUAUAUAUAUAGAAAAAUUGGAUAUCAAAUUGGAGAGGAGUAGUAUGGAAGAAGUGAAUGUUUUCAGAUACUUGGGAGUUGACGUGUCGGGGGAUGGAUUUAUGAAGGAUGAGGUUAAUCAUAGAAUUGAUGAGGGAAAAAAGGUGAGUUGUGCGAUGAGGUAUAUGUGGAGUCAAAAAACGUUAUCUAUGGAGGCAAAGAAGGGAAUGUAUGAAAGUAUAGUAGUACCAACACUCUUAUAUGGAUGUGAAGCUUGGGUGGUAAAUGCAGCAGCGAGGAGACGGUUGGAGGCAGUGGAGAUGUCCUGUCUAAGGGCAAUGUGUGGUGUAAAUAUUAUGCAGAAAAUUUGGAGUGUGGAAAUUAGGAGAAGGUGUGGAGUUAAUAAAAGCAUUAGUCAGAGGGCUGAAGAGGGGUUGUUGAGGUGGUUUGGUCAUUUAGAGAGAAUAGAUCAAAGUACAGUGGACCCCCGCAUAGCGAACUUAAUCCGUGCAAGAGGGCUGGUCGUUAUGCGAAAUGUUCGCUAUGCGAAUUAAUUUUCCCCAUAAGAAAUAAUGGAAAUAAAAUUAAUCCGUGCAAGACACCCAAAAGUAUGAAAAAAAAUUUUUUUACCACAAAAAAAUGUUAAUUUUAGUACACACAAACUGAAAAAGGCAUGCACAAUUACAUGACACUUACUUUUAUUGAAGAUCUGGUGAUGAUUGAUGGGAUGGGAGGAGGGGAGAGAGAGUGUUAGUGUUUAGAAGGGGAAUCCCCUUCCAUUAGGACUUGAGGUAGCAAGUCCUUUUCUGGGGUUACUUCCCUUCUUCUUUUAAUGCCACUAGGACCAGCUUCAGAGUCACUGGACUUCUUUCGCACAACAUAUCUGUCCAUAGUGGCCUGUACCUCUCGUUCCUUUAUGACUUUCCUAAAGUGUUUCACAACAGUGUCAUUGUAAUAGUCACCAGCACGGCUUGCAAUAGCUGUGUGAGGGUGAUUUUCAUCAAAAAAGGUUUGCACUUCAAGCCAUUUUGCACACAUUUCCUUAAUCUUUGAAGUAGGCAAUUCCUUCAAUUUCUCUCUCCCCCUCCUCUGAACCAGUUUCCCCAGGUCUGGCCUCUUGCUCUUGAAGUUGAUCUAUCAGCUCAUCAGUGGUUAGUUCUUCAUUGUCCUCCUCCACCAACUCUUCCACAUCCUCCCCACUAACCUCCAACCCCAAGGACUUCCCCAAUUCCACAAUUGAUUCCUCAACUUGUAUACUACUCCUCUCAGGGUU
This is a messenger RNA of Cherax quadricarinatus, 3504 nucleotides long. Lineage: Eukaryota; Metazoa; Arthropoda; Malacostraca; Decapoda; Parastacidae. The record is from RefSeq and is a predicted model, not a curated record.